AGGAUCUGGGCGCGAUCAAGUGGUGUGCAAAUAUUUAGUUAUAAACAACACGCCCUUCGUCAUGUAGACCUACGAAGAAAGUCCUAUGAAGAUUUGUUUUUUUAAAGCUACAAGACCGUAUUUCUGCAAGACCACAGUCCAAGUUUAACACCAAAAAUGGGACAUUCUGCCAAAGACGAGGCCCCCGUCGUGGCCCUCCCCAAGUUGGGCUCCAUUUUCACUAAACUCCUCCGCGAUCUCAAAUAUCGAACGCCUCAGCAUAAAGAUACACGCCCUGCCCUCGAAGCUGCUAUGCUCGAAUAUGCCGUCCGCUCGGGGGCUCCAUACGAGUCUGAAUAUGCCCAGCGGUACUUCGAUGUUGGACUUACCCUCGCUUGUGCCUAUUAUCCUACUCAUUCUUUUGCUGUGAAAUUACACAUAGCUAUCUACUCCUGGCUAGCCAUCUACAUUGAUGACGAUGACGACGGAAACGAGGACCUUAUCGGUUUCCAGGAGCGCUUCCAGAAGGGGGAGCCUCAGCCAUCUGCUCUCUUGCAGCGCUUCGCAGAGAACCUCCAAGAAAUGUCGAUCCAUUUCGAACCCCUCGUAGCCAACUUCAUCGUGCUUUCGUCGCUGCAAUUCGUCGCCGCCACCCUGCUAGAGAGACGCAGCGAGCUCCACAGCCUGCAGCACUGCAAAGAAGCAAAAAGGUGGCCCGACUAUGUCCGCGACAGGAGCGGAGUGCCUGAGGCGUUCGCGUACUUCAUCUUCCCGAGAGACGAGUGCCCGGAUAUAGGAGCGUAUAUGCAAGGCAUACCGGAUAUGAUGACUUACAUUAACUACGCAAAUGAUAUUCUGUCGUUCCAUAAGGAGACCCUCGCUGGCGAGACGGACAACUACAUCAAUACCCGAGCCGUCUGUGAGCAACGCGAGCCUUUUGCCAUGCUCGAAAUUGUCAUUGCCGAGACAAUCGCGGCAAAUUCACGCGUGGUUGGGCUUCUGGACACCAGAUCUGACCCCGUGUACGCUCGCAAGUGGAACGAAUUCUUCAACGGCUACAUCUUCUUCCACGUCACAGCUCGGCGGUACAAGCUGCACGUGUAUACCGGGCUCGCGGAUGUGGGAACCAAAUGGCAGGAAGUGUUUGCAGGCUAGCUCAAUUUGCUGCAUUCAUUUCUGCCGGCUGUGAUGGAAAACUUCCUUCGCGCAGAGAACAUAUAUUUCCUAUCACCUUCUUUUUCUAUAUCUCUUUGACGAAUAGCAUGUUAUAUUAUUUUUCUUAGAAAACAAUAUUAAACUGUACUCUAACCUACUACUAUAACACA
Messenger RNA from Bipolaris sorokiniana ND90Pr, 1304 nucleotides. RefSeq lists its product as uncharacterized. The transcript has 3 exons. The record is from RefSeq and is a predicted model, not a curated record. Bases 157 to 1134 code for a protein of 325 amino acids. Gene Ontology annotation, molecular function: carbon-oxygen lyase activity, acting on phosphates. Lineage: Eukaryota; Fungi; Ascomycota; Dothideomycetes; Pleosporales; Pleosporaceae.